Messenger RNA from Sebastes umbrosus (honeycomb rockfish), 1764 nucleotides. RefSeq names its product sorcin (gene sri). Bases 296 to 850 code for a protein of 184 amino acids. The transcript has 9 exons. NCBI's taxonomy places the organism in Eukaryota, Metazoa, Chordata, Actinopteri, Perciformes, Sebastidae. Gene Ontology annotation, molecular function: calcium ion binding. The record is from RefSeq and is a predicted model, not a curated record.
GGAAACCGGAUCUGCAACAAUUACCUCGAAGGUUUCACAUUUUUUUGUGGUUGUUUUGUGGCUGUCGCUUUUCUCCGGGAUAUAUCUACACCUAGACCCGCCUCGGUGCUCCAGGCUAAUUUACAACACUUCAUAAUAAUAAUAUAGUAUAUUAUAAUCUCAGUUUUCGGCGUGUUUUUGAAUCGUUAGUGUAGUUUGUGCAGACACACCCUCUGGAGUUGAGGAGGCGUCACCGCGGCAGCUCUACAUUCACACUCCUCACUGCUUUCAUUGUUGUUUUAUAGCAUAUUUAGUAAUGGCAUAUCCAGGAUACGGUGCUGGACACGGUGGAGUCCCGAUGCAGCAGCAGGAUCCUCUCUACGGAUACUUUUCAUCUGUAGCUGGACAGGAUCAGCAGAUCUCAGCGGACGAGCUGCAGCAAUGCCUCACACAAUCCGGCAUCUCUGGCACAUACAAACCCUUCAGCCUGGAGACGUGCAAACUGAUGAUCAACAUGCUGGAUAGGGACUACUCCGGCACUAUGGGUUUUGAUGAGUUCAAGCAGCUGAGUCAGGUUCUGAACGGCUGGAAGACGACCUUCAUGUCCUACGACCGAGACCGCAGCGGGACGGUGGAGGGCCACGAGCUGCAGCAGGCCCUCACCACUAUGGGUUUUAAUCUGAGUCCUCAGGCCCUGAACAUCAUCAUGAGGCGCUACAGCUUUGGCGGCAAAAUCGCGUUCGAUGACUUCGUGAGCAGUUGCGUAAAACUCCGCGCCCUGACUGAUCAGUUCCAAAGGAGAGACACAACCCGAACUGGCAGGGCCACAUUUAUGUAUGAUGACUUUAUCCAGGUCUCCAUGAGCGUAUGAAGAGGAAGAGACUAAACAGAGGGGACACUGUGUAUUUUGUAUUCUUUGUUGUCCAAAAAGGGUUAAAAUGCCACUUUCACAUUCCAUGUUAUUGUUUAAACAAAAUAAUGUGUAUUGUAAUAAACUGAUAACAAUAUAGUAAUCCGUGUUAGCCCAAUGCUAAAGCUCUGUGUUAGCCCAUAGUGCUGGCCGUGUGUGAACAUGUAUGAAAUAAACAUGUCCACCACAAACUGGUGUUUGGCUCCUAUUUACUCCCUGUAGGUGUUUAUUUGUUUGUUUGUAUUUUUGAGGUCAGAUGCAGAAUGAUUUUAAACAUGGAAACAAAAUUACAGUGAAAAUAAAAACCCUAACUUGUCUGUUAAAUUUGUGUUAACCUCCAAAGUAGUUCUUGUCAGGUUAACCACUGUCAUAAAUAUAUGUACAAUUAUGUAACGUAGUAAUGUCGGUAGUCAUAGCAACAAUAAUUCUGCUUUAUGCUCUUAACAAGUGGAUCUAACCUGACUAAUAGACAUAUUUCAUCCACUGAUAACUGGCCAUGAUAUAAUAUAAUAUACAUAACAUCACAUCACAUAAACAUAAACUUAACUAUCUCGCGAGAGUUUCCCCAACUUGUGGGUUCCCUUCUAGAUACUACCUUUUUUACAGAAGACAAUAGGAAAAGAACAGGUGUAAAUAAUAAUUAAAUUAAAUGAUGUGUGCAUUGGUUUUUGGCCGUCUCCAUCUUGGUUUUUGCUGAUAAGGUGUCUGUGACCUGAUCUGAUCUGGAUGUGAACGAUCACCUUGUUUGAUCUUAUGGAGGUGUUAAACUGAUGUGAGACACCUGUUGACUGCUGAGUCACAUGAGGCUACAUGUCACAUUGUCAGACCGGUUCCCACUGCAGUUACAAUGUAAAAUAAAAAUAUUCGAAAGAUUA